Fusarium vanettenii 77-13-4 is the source of this 897-nucleotide messenger RNA. RefSeq lists its product as uncharacterized. Gene Ontology annotation, molecular function: methyltransferase activity. NCBI's taxonomy places the organism in Eukaryota, Fungi, Ascomycota, Sordariomycetes, Hypocreales, Nectriaceae. The record is from RefSeq and is a predicted model, not a curated record. Bases 1 to 897 code for a protein of 298 amino acids. The transcript has 5 exons.
AUGGGGAAUGACAAAAAAUGCCCGCUGGAUACUGACCAUGUACAGAAUGGACGCCGCUAUCAUGCGUUCCGUGAAGGCACUUAUAUCUUGCCCAACGAUGAAGAGGAACAGGACCGAAUGGACCUAGUUCACCACAUUUACAGUCUCCUCCUCGACGGGAAGCUCUACCUUGCCCCCAUUGACAAGAGCCCUCAGCGCAUCCUCGAUCUGGGAACCGGCACAGGUAUCUGGGCUAUGGAUGCCGCAGAUGAGCACCAAUCAGCAGAAGUGAUUGGAACCGAUCUCAGCCCCAUUCAGCCCCAAUGGACACCCCCCAACUGCGUCUUCGAAGUUGACGACUUUGAAGAUGACUGGGUGUACAAGAAGCAAUUUGACUUUAUCCAUGGCCGCGAGCUGGAAGGAUGCAUAUCUGACGACCUCCUCCUCUUUCAAAGAGUUUUCAAGUCUCUUGUACCUAACGGAUACAUCGAGUUCCAGGGUGUCGAAGCUCGGUUCGUCUCUGACGAUGGCACCCUUGAGAAGGCCACCAACGCACAGCAGUGGAUGCAGACCCUGAGGGACGCUAGUGUCAAGUUUGGCAAGCCAUUGAACAGUGCACCUAGCUGGAAGGACAAGGUGAUUGAGGCUGGAUUUGUGGACGUCAAGCAUGAAGUGCGCAAGCUACCUAUUGGCGCGUGGCCCAAGGACCCCAAGCUCAAGGAGAUUGGAAGAUACCAAUCGAUUCAGGAGCUGCAAGUCGUCGACUCAUAUACACCCCAACUUUUCAGCCAGGUUCUCGGCUGGAACAUUGACGAGAUUCGUGUGUUUAUGGCCAAGGUCAAGAAGGAACUUCAAGACCCAUCUAUUCACCUCUAUCUCCCGGUGCACUUUGUUUGGGGCAGGAAGCCUGAGCAGUAG